AUGCUUAUAAUUAUUGAUCAUUUUCAUAUUGCUAAUUUGGCAAUUCAUAAACUUCGUCAACUUUCUGAUAGGCCAACUUUUAAAAUGCAAUAUCUGACUUUAAUGCGUUGGGCUACUUUCGCAGUAUCAGCAUCACAAGUAAUAACUAUGAAGGAUUAUUUAAAG
Funneliformis mosseae is the source of this 165-nucleotide messenger RNA. NCBI's taxonomy places the organism in Eukaryota, Fungi, Glomeromycota, Glomeromycetes, Glomerales, Glomeraceae. The record is from the annotation of a GenBank genome assembly.